GCUGACGGGCCCUGCCCGCCUCUCCUCGCAGGGAAAAGUCUGAAGACGCUUAUGUCCAGGGGGAUCCUGCAGGUGCACCCUCCCAUCUGCGACUGCCCCGGCUGUCGGAUAUCCUCUCCGGUGAACCGAGGGCGGCUAGCAGACAAGAGGACAGUCACUCUGUCCCCCGCACGGGCCCUGAAGAAGGAGCAUACCCCCAGCUUCUCCACCAGCGACGGGGACAGUGACUGGAGUGUCCCGGCCUGUGGGCGGCGGCUGGGCUUGAAGCAGGAGGAUGAGCCCCAUGUUCGUAUCAUGAAGAGAAGAGUCCACACCCACUGGGACCUGAACAUCUCCUUCCGAGAGACGUCCUGCAGCCAGGACGGCGACCUUCCCACCCUCAUAUCCAGCGUCCACCGCAGCCGCCACCUCGUUAUGCCCGAGCAUCAGAGCCGCUGUGACUUCCAGAGAGGCAGUGUGGAGAUCAGCCUGGGACCUACAGGUGACCUGUUAGGCAAGAGGCUGGGUCCCUCCCCCCACGGCAGCCACGACUGCUCUUCGGAGAAGAAGGCUCGGAGCGGAUCCCCCCAAGAGACGCCACUGCUGCCCGAGCUGGGACCCAGCAUGGCCCCUGAGGAUCACUACCGCCGGCUCGUGUCCGCACUGAGUGAGGCUGGCACCUUUGAGGACCCUCAGCGUCUCUACCACCUGGGCCUUCCCAGCCAUGGUGAGCACCCAUCAGACACGAUGCCCACCAUAGGGCCCACCCACGCGUGCUGGGCUCUGCCUGUUCCGAAGGCUCCGCUGAUGCCAAGGCCAGCGCUGGGUGCAG
Messenger RNA from Carlito syrichta (Philippine tarsier), 811 nucleotides. Its product is annotated as sterile alpha motif domain-containing protein 11-like. Gene Ontology annotation, molecular function: RNA polymerase II cis-regulatory region sequence-specific DNA binding; DNA-binding transcription activator activity, RNA polymerase II-specific. The record is from RefSeq and is a predicted model, not a curated record. NCBI's taxonomy places the organism in Eukaryota, Metazoa, Chordata, Mammalia, Primates, Tarsiidae. The annotation marks the transcript as partial. The transcript is spliced from 6 exons. Gene Ontology annotation, biological process: positive regulation of transcription by RNA polymerase II.